AUGCCGGGCCGGAGAAUGGGGCGCAGCGGCGCCUCUGUGCUCCCGUCACGGCAGCGGCUGCUGCUGGGAGAGGCUCUGCCGCUGCAGCUUCUCCUCCUGCUGCUCUUGCAAGUGGCGGAGGCUCCUCCAGGCCCUGUCAGUGCAGAGAGGAGCCUGGUUUGGGGGCCCGGGCUGGAAGCGGAGAUCACGAUGCCCGUCAGGUAUUUCUACAUCCAGGCGGUCAGCGCAGCUGGACAGAACCUCACCCGCUCCCCCCCAGGAAGAACACAGUUUAAAGUGGGAAUUAAAGCACUUUCCCCCAAAGAAGUCAUCCGGAUCCACAUCCCUAACCUUAUGGAUAGGAAUGAUGGGUCAUUUCUUAUACAGUAUCGGAUGUAUGGGAGUGUCAAUGAAGGGUUAAAGAUUGAGGUACUUUAUGGUAAUGAACAUGUAGCUCAGUCUCCUUAUAUUUUGAAAGGGCCUGUUUAUCAUGAGUAUUGUGAGUGUCCAGAAGAAGAUUCUCAGACCUGGCAGAAUAUUCUCUCUUGUCCAUCCCAGGAGCCUCAAGUUACUAAGGACUUCACUUCUUUUCCCACCAUCAACCUUCAGCGGAUGCUUCAUGAAGUCCCAACAAGGUUUGGGCAAACGAGAGGUGCUAUUGUUCAUUACACUGUUCUCAAUAAUCACAUCUACCGUCGUUCCUUAGGGAAGUACACAGACUUCAAAAUGUUCUCAGAUGAAAUGUUGCUCUCAUUGGCAAGAAAGGUUCGUCUCCCUGAUGUAGAGUUUUAUCUUAAUGUUGGAGAUUGGCCAAUGGAACAUCGAACAGCUAAUGAUACGCCUGGCCCUAUACCUAUCAUUUCAUGGUGUGGCUCUGUGGAUUCAAGAGACCUAGUCCUUCCAACAUAUGAUAUAACCCAUUCAACACUUGAAACCCUACGUGGUGUUACAAAUGACCUCCUUUCUAUUCAAGGAAACACAGGCCCUUUCUGGCACAACAAAACAGAGCGAGCUUUCUUUAGAGGUCGAGACAGCCGAGAAGAACGUCUUCAAUUGGUGCAGCUAUCUAAGGAGAAUCCAGAGCUACUAGAUGCUGGAAUAACAGGAUUUUUCUUCUUCCAAGACAAGGAGAAAGAGCUGGGAAAGGCUCAACUCAUGGGAUUCUUUGACUUCUUUAAGUACAAAUAUCAAGUGAAUGUAGAUGGGACAGUAGCAGCGUACAGAUUCCCAUACCUCAUGUUGGGUGAUAGUCUAGUACUGAAACAAACCUCUCAAUACUAUGAGCACUUCUACAGUGAAUUAAAACCAUGGAAACAUUAUGUUCCAAUUAAAAGAAGCCUUGAUGACUUGCUAGAAAAAAUAAAAUGGGCUAAGGUAAAUGAUGAAGAAGCUAGGAAGAUUGCUAAAGAAGGACAGUUAGUUGCAAGAGAAUUACUGCAGCCUCACAGGCUUUAUUGCUAUUAUUACAAAAUGUUCCAGAAAUAUGCCAAGCACCAAGCCAGCCAACCUGAAAUAAGAGAUGGAAUGGAACUUGUACCUCAACCUGAUGACAGCACCUCCGUCUGCAAUUGCCAUAGGAAAAAGCCUUUAAGGGAAGAUCUAUAA
This is a messenger RNA of Emys orbicularis (European pond turtle), 1584 nucleotides long. RefSeq names its product protein O-glucosyltransferase 3 (gene POGLUT3). Bases 1 to 1584 code for a protein of 527 amino acids. Gene Ontology annotation, molecular function: glucosyltransferase activity; protein binding. The record is from RefSeq and is a predicted model, not a curated record. Lineage: Eukaryota; Metazoa; Chordata; Testudines; Emydidae. The transcript is spliced from 8 exons. Gene Ontology annotation, cellular component: endomembrane system.